This is a messenger RNA of Sclerotinia sclerotiorum 1980 UF-70, 855 nucleotides long. RefSeq lists its product with no specific name. The transcript has 4 exons. Bases 1 to 855 code for a protein of 284 amino acids. The record is from RefSeq and is a predicted model, not a curated record. Lineage: Eukaryota; Fungi; Ascomycota; Leotiomycetes; Helotiales; Sclerotiniaceae.
AUGGCAUCCCCUCCAUCCCCACCAUACGAUAAUAUUGAGGAUCCAAUGACGGCUCAGAAAAUGAUGCACAGCAAUUCCAUUCCUGAACCCAGCGAAUCUCCUAAAUCUCAAUUGCAUGAUGCCAUUGAGAGGAUUCAGUCUUUGCAUAAGAGGAGGGCUCAAAUUAAAACUAUCUAUGAGAAUGAGAGACAAUAUUUGGAUCAGAGGAGUCAGAAGACGAAGAGUAGUUUUGAGGGGUUGAUUGUUAGUACUGAGGAACAGAUACAGAGUAUUAAUGAGUUCCCAGCAUUCGACAGUCAUCCAGAUUACACCGAAGUUAAUGGAAAGCUACAUUCCGUAGCAUUAGACACGAAAGCUCUAUUUCAAAAUGUUAAUGCUUUGAGCGAGUCAAUAAUCAUGGCAUUGGAUGCUUGGUAUCAAAAAGAGGUUGAUAAGUGCGCAUAUGAAAUUAAGCUCGCAGAGAAAGAUUACAAGCGCUCCUUUGAUACCUGGCAAGAACUUAUUAAAUCCGGCGACCUUUUUGGCGCCACUGAACCAUUCAAAACUCCCGCGCCUGUUAGCAACGGACCCAACUCAUCCCGCUCAUCGCAUCAACUUCGAGAUGGUCCAGAUCCUCAUAUGUACGCCCCAGGUCCUGCUCAAAAUCCGAAUAAUCUCCAUAAAUCCGAUACCAUGACUUCGCAUAAUAAUGUUCGACCGCAAAGUAGUAGGACUACUAGUAUGGAUAUGAGUGGUGCGAAUGGUAUGAUGGGAGGUAAUAUGAAUGGAGGAGUUAGAGGAACUGGUAAUGGAAAUGGAAAUGGAAAUGCGAAUGCGAAUGCGAAUGCAAAUGGAGAUAUGAAUUAUCCGCCCUAA